Messenger RNA from Tyto alba (common barn owl), 1460 nucleotides. It is a transcript of the gene NUDT17, whose product is annotated as nudix hydrolase 17. Gene Ontology annotation, molecular function: NADH pyrophosphatase activity. The record is from RefSeq and is a predicted model, not a curated record. Lineage: Eukaryota; Metazoa; Chordata; Aves; Strigiformes; Tytonidae. The transcript has 7 exons. Gene Ontology annotation, biological process: NADP+ catabolic process; NAD+ catabolic process. Gene Ontology annotation, cellular component: cytosol. Bases 52 to 1440 code for a protein of 462 amino acids.
UGCGCAUGCGCAAGGCGGAAAGGGUUUGGGGGGUGUGGCCAUCGUGGUGCCAUGGCGGUGGCCAACGCGGUGGCCAUCAAGGAGCCAGGGCGGUGGCCAUCGCGGUGCCACGGCAGCAUCCAGCACGAUGGCCAGCACAGUGCCAGGGCGGUGGCCACGGUGGUGGCAAUGCUGUGGCAGUGGCCAGCACGGUGGCCACUGCAGUGGCCAUCAAGGAGUCAGGGCGGUGGCCAUGGUGGUGGCCAUCAAGGAGCCAGGGUGGUGGCCAUCGCGGUGCCGUGGCAGCGGCCAGCACGAUGGCCAGCACAGUGCCAGGGCGGUGGCCACGGUGGUGGCAAUGCUGUGGCAGUGGCCAGCACGGUGGCCAACGCGGUGGCCAUCAAGGAGCCAGGGCGGUGGCCAUGGUGGUGGCCAUCAAGGAGCCAGGGUGGUGGCCAUCGCGGUGCCGCAGCAGCAUCCAGCACGAUGGCCAGCACAGUGCCAGGGCGGUGGCCAUGGUGGUGGCAAUGCUGUGGCCAGCACGGUGGCCAUCAAGGAGCCAGGGCGGUGGCCAUCGCGGUGCCGUGGUGGUGGCCACGUCGUCGUGGUCCUGUGUGUGUGUGUCCCCCCCCCCAGAGCGUCACCGGCACCUUCUGCCCGCCGCACGCGGACGCGGCCCUGGUGAGCUGCGGUUUGCACCGCGGCCGCUUCCUCCUCUCGGACACGACCUUCCCCGGCUCCACCACCGCCCUCCUCAAGAGACCCCCCUUCUGCCCCGCCAAGCGCCUGCCGCCGCUCCUCCCCGCCGCGCCGGGGGUGGCCGCGGGGGUGGCCGUGCUGCUGCAGGCCAGCACCGGCCGCAUCCUGCUCACCCGCCGCGCCGGCGCCCUCAGCACCUUCCCCGGCGUCUGGGUGCCGCCCGGUGGGCACGUGGAGCCGGAUGAAGAGGUGAGGGGACAACAUGGUGACAGCGCCUGGCUGCUGGCCGGGGGGCUGCGGGAGCUGGCGGAGGAGACGGGGCUGCGCCUGGCAGCGGGGACCUUCUCCUGGAGGACGCUCGGCCUCUGGGAGUCCAUCUACCCCCCCCGGCUGAGCCAGGGGCUGCCGCGCCGCCACCACAUCGUCACCUACCUGCUGCUGCGCUCCGCCGAGUGCCACCGGCGGCUGGAGGCCGGGAUGAGCCCCAGCGCCGGCGAGGUGAGCGCCUACGCCUGGCUGGAGCCCCCGGUCCUGGAGGCCAUCGCAGCCACCGAGGAGGGAGCCGAGAGGUCGGGCGCCGUCCCCGAGGCGCUGCCGGACGCCGUGGGCAUCACGGAGCUGAGCGGCGGCACCACCCGCGUCCCCACCGGCACCUUCCUGAGCGCGGCCGGAGGCGGCCAACGCGUCAGCACCGGCACCAAGUUCGCCCUCGGGCGCUGGCUGGAGGCGCGGGGGGGAGCCCGGUCCUACACCCCAGAAUAAAAACUACUGCCCGUGGGGAA